Acaulospora morrowiae is the source of this 1385-nucleotide messenger RNA. NCBI's taxonomy places the organism in Eukaryota, Fungi, Glomeromycota, Glomeromycetes, Diversisporales, Acaulosporaceae. The record is from the annotation of a GenBank genome assembly.
UGAUGAUGAUUAUGACCCAGCAGACAAUGAAAGUAUAAGUCAUGCUACUGAAAGAUCAGAGAGUAUUACAACGGAUAGCAUUGCAAAUGAAACAGAUUUCGAUGUAGAAAUACAACCUUUUCUUUUCGACAAAGCUGAAUUUGAAAAGGCACGAACUUUAGUAGAGACGUAUGAAAAUGAUGAUAUACACUUUUUAAAUGACAUUAAUACGGAAGUAGAUAAUGACAACACUUUAACAUCAUCAAUAUUUGAGCUGGAAUCUGAAUCAAGUGAUGGAAGCGAUUAUCUUGUUGAGAAUAUCUUAAAUACCAAUCAAAAACUAUCAGCUUGUCCAAUUCUGGAUUUGAUCGAUGGCCGUAUUCAAUGCUGUUCAAGUAAUUCGUCAAAACAGAGACCACUUACCCAACUUAUUGGAACUUGGGAACUUGAUACAGAAGCUUUUCAGCAAGCCGAAAAAGAAAAUAGAUUAUCAAUGAUAGGUGUUUGCCCUGUUUUUAAUGAAUCAGAAAGCAUCUCAAAUACAAAAACUGAAUAUCGACCUCGAUAUAUUUGUUCAACAUGUUUUAUUGCACAUGGUGGGCAUUUUUUCGAAAGAUCAGGUCGUGGAAACAAAUCAAAUUUUGAGUGUAUAAAUAGACAUAAGAAUGAUGUGAACGAAGCACUUAAAGUUUUGGGACAAUGGAUUAUACACAUGACUGAAUCUAAUAAUGAAAAUAAGGUCGAUUUAUUAAAAUCUCUGACUUCUAUUUUACCAAUAUUUUGUGAUAUCAAGUCUACCUCAAUAAUGAUAGAUCCUCCAAGCCUUCUUUUCGUUAAGAUAGCAUUAAGACUGGGACAUUUUCAAGUGACAAAAAUUUCAGAACAACAGUAUAACAUCACAGCUGAUACGGCUAUAAAAUUAGGACAAGCAUUAGGAGUUGCAACAUGGCGAUCAAGACAUGAUGUACGAAUAAAAAAAGAACAGCUUGCAAAUCCAACCUCAUUUGCGGAGUAUCAAAGUGGUUUUCCUUCAUCACGACUUAAUGCAAUUUUGCGUCAAGAUAUAUAUAAAAUCGAUAUUCGUAAUACAAAAGGCCGUCGCGCACGUAAUAUAGUUGUGCACAAACUACAAAUUCCAUUAUUAGAACAUCGAAAUAAAACUAAAGAAGGACAAAAACGUGAAUAUAUAGAUCAAAGUAAAAAUACCAACAUUAAUUCUGAGCAAAAAAAUGGCUCAAAACGGCAACGACGACUUACAACUGACAAUGAAAAAAGAAUAAUUGAACAAAUUCUUGUUUAUGAUACCUUUCCCGAAGACAUGGUAAUUGAAGUUUUACGGCAACUUCAAGAUUAUAGUAAUGAUUGGAAUGAGCAACGUAUUAGAAUAUAUUGGAAUAAUCAUCAUG